Molecule: messenger RNA, 3709 nt
Organism: Rhipicephalus sanguineus (brown dog tick)
Lineage: Eukaryota; Metazoa; Arthropoda; Arachnida; Ixodida; Ixodidae
Exons: 6
Coding region: 490-1644 (384 amino acids)
Biological process (GO): hemocyte migration
Cellular component (GO): membrane
Molecular function (GO): growth factor activity
Source: RefSeq, a predicted model, not a curated record
CUGACUCGUUCGCUGACUUCGGCGCGCGCGCGCACCGCAAGCACGCAUCCAACACGCGUGCUCGCCGGCUCCUCCGCAGAGUGAGGAAGGAUAGAGUAGCGUGGCGUGAGGUGGUUGCGGCGAGUGAGCGGUGGUGGUGGUCUCUUCUCCAGGAGGAGGCGUGCUCUCUCGUUCUCUCGGCGUGCUUCGUUUCUCAGUCGGGCGUCUCUGAGCGCCGCACGAAAUAUCUGCUCCCGGUGCUCCCUUCUUUUAUCCAGCGCCGGAAAUGUGCGCGCACCGCCGGCCCAUCGGCGGCCGCUCCACGUGAGCUCGCGUUCAAGAGAGGGCCACCGGCGCGACGAUGUUCGGACAGGAAACUACGCUGUCGCAGCGACCGCAGAAGCGCCGGCGUGCUGGGCGCUUGAUGCCCAACUGUGCGUAAAGACAAACCGACAUCACCGUUUCUCGAGACCAGCUCUCUUAAAAAAGUGUUUGACGAUUCCCUGGACGAUGGUGCGCCGCCGACUCGAGUGGCUCCUCUGUUGGUGCGCGCUGGUGGCAGCCGUCGGAUACGUCCACGGACACCUGCUCGUCGACAGGAGCGCCAAGCAGCGGGUGCAGGCGCUGCUGGCCCACCAGAACCCCAUCAGCGCACUCAGGACGUCGGCGCCGGUGUCUCCGCUCGGAGUGACGCGCAACGGCCCAGCGCCGGCGGCUUCUUCCGGCAGCGCGACGUCCUCCCGGUCCGGUGAUGGCCGCAGCGGCGGAAGCAGCAGCAGCAGCAGUUACGCCGACACCGUGCGGCUUCUGUACAGCGCCAGGGACGCCCGCGAAGCUAGGAUACGGGAACCCCGCGUCACGCCCGUACUCUCGCAAGAACUGGAGGACGUCCGGAGCGCCAACGAGCACUUCCUGCGCAUUCGGACGACAGCCCGGUGCCGGGUGCCCCGCACGCGCGUCGUGCACGUCAAGGAGUUCUACUCGGACCCGAGCAAGGAGUACCUGCCUCGGUGCACCAUCCUACACCGUUGCGGCGACGACGCCGGAUGCUGCGACAGCGAGCAGUACCAGUGCGUGCCCCGGGCGGUGCAGGAGGUCACCCUGCACUUCUACACGAUCCACCUGCAGAACCAGAACGGCGGCGAGGUGGGCCUCCGAAAUUCGGUGACCAAGCUGCUCUUCCCCAACCACACCGAGUGCGAGUGUCAGCCGGUGAACGACAUCCCGCGCACGGCGGCGAGGCCCUCGCGGAUCGCUCACCACUCGGGCGAACACAACAAGGUGUCGCUGCAUGCGCCUUCGUCCGAAGACCCCGACAUGGCCGCCGGAUCGGGCAUGCACGAGGAGCUGCCCUCGGGACCACUCAAGUGCCAUAACUGUCCGGAGCCGUUCUCCCGACGAUUGUACGAAGACGGACGCUGCAGCUGCGACUGUUUCGAGAAGCAAAAACGCUGCCUCAAGAUCAAGAGGGGGCGGGAACCGCUCGGAGACCUGGCCCGAAGGUGCGUCGAGACGCAAGACUGUCACGUGCCCGAGUGCGAGUACGGAUUGUACGACGUGGACUCGGGCCGCUGCCCCAAGCGACCGGACUACUGGCCCAAGCACGUCGCCGACCGUAAAGUUCACCCGCAUUCCCACAGAUGGCAGUUCUUCGAGCGCGACUGAGCACAUCACGACCACGUCUCCGCCGCUGCUGCCGCCGCCGUUAUUACUUGUUUCGUUGUUUCAUUUCGCUCGCUGCGUAUCGCCCACGUCUGCUGGCAACAACAGUGCAAGCGCUUGCGGCAGCCCCGCGACCACCGGGCAUUCCAGUCUCGACCAAAACCGACGCCCCGUGUCGCCUUCGUCGCAGCUCUCGCCUGCCCAGCAGAGCUCCUUCGCUUUGAACUUUGAACUCUGGAUAGACGAAGGAAGCGAACGAACGGCGCAGUAAGGGCAGACGGAGAAGAAUGUGCUGGGCGAAUACCGAGAUAGUUUGGACCUUAUUUGUAUCUGUGCGUGUGUGAGCGUGUAAGUUUCUUUUUUUUUUUUUUUGCCUGCACCAUGCCGUUGACCGUUACUGCGCCUGUUUUUUGUAUGUAUGUUUCGCGUCUCCUUUCUUUCGUUAUUUAAGGUUUCCGCUCAAGGUCGAGCGUACUCGCGUAGCUCCCAUGUACAGCGCCCACGCGCUCGUGUAUUCGUGUACAGGAACCUGCACACAUUGACACCACAUACAAAAUGACAGAAGCUUUUGGUGUGCGUAAAUGAAGGUCUUUUUUUCUUUUUUUUUUACGUAUGCAUGCGUCGCAGUUGUGGUUCGCAACACCUGACAAUGCAGUGAAUCACGGCGCUAGCUAGACCGUUUAUUGCUGCUUAUUUUGAUGUCAUAGCAGGUGGUGCACUCGUUGAAAACAGAAAAAGAAAGAACUGCAAGCCGGCAUUGCUGGCGCCUGAAAGCUACAGCUUGUUUCCGUUUUCCAGUGCGCGUGAAUGUCCCAAUAUCUUCCGGUGUUCCACAUGAGCUUUGCUCGCUUAGGAUAUAAACUGUCGGUAAGUUGGAGCUAUAUACAACUUUCCGCUUCGUACAGCAGAUGAAUAAGCCGUGUGUUCUAACUAUCACUUUGUCACUGAUAUUUAACACUUACACUUUAGUUUGCUGUUAGAACGCAAUGACAUGUUGCAAAGGCGACGCAGUCUUGUUAACGUUUGCUUCCAAGCUCUCUUGAACGCUGUUAUAUUUGUCCUUGCUGCAACUGUUACGCAGUUAAACUUGUUACAAAUUAAUCCCAUCUUGAGUGCGUUGCCGUUUAAGCGCCAUGUUUGGAGUUCUACAAUGUUUUCGUGCAAACUGUAGUCGUACACUUUUACCGUGCAUAUCGCUGUUGUUGCCUUGUUCGCCCGCAUGAUAAACAUAUUACAAUCCACACUCCACAGACCAAGUGUGUGUGUUUGCCUAAUAACUUAAGCUAACUCACUGCCUCCUUUUUGUACUUUUCAUACCCAUUGAUACAAACGAAUGGAAAAAGCCAUCUUUCGUCUCAAUGCUUCAACGUAGCUGAAUACAACUCGACACGAGAUGCUCCAAUUUCCUUCUAGCUGAAAACAGUUUAGUCACCCUGUGCAGCAAAGUGUUAGUAAUAAAUAUCUUAGGUCAAACGUGUUAUGCUUAACCAGUCGUGAUUGCUUAGAAGUUAAUGUUUCUAUAUAGUAGCCUAUUGCAAUGGUGUUGCCUGACAUCCUUUUCUAGCUGUACUGUGAUGCUGGUCAACCAAUAGCUCCAUAUAGUGUAUAGGUCCAUUAGUGGACUACUUAUCCACAACACGUUAGGAUUGAAAUAUUGGAGCAUUGCUGUUUAAACUUUAGCUAGUUCGCAAGAAGUUUGCAGUUGCAUGUAGAAUUCGUGCGACGACAUCGUACGAUGAAAAAUGCCCCCGCUGUUAUAGCUGAUAGUAUCUUGUCAUAUAUCUAGACACGACGCCUGUCUUUGUGAGCAAGAACACAAACUAUAUUACGCAAUAUGCUAGGCAGUUUUUUUAUCUAUUGUUAUCUUUGUGUUCCAGUCGGAAGACAAACUGCGCCGUUUAUUCUUUAGCUCAGGAGACAGGGUCUCCAUAAAAGUGUUCCAUUUCUCAAACCUCCCUUUUCAAGAGAUGCAAUGGCGCCAACUUCACCAUCGGUCAUGCCGAUGUUUUCACGUGCGAGAUGUAAUGUGCACAUUUAAUGUUUGAAAUAAACACGUUGUGCCUGCGUU